Molecule: messenger RNA, 2820 nt
Organism: Pleuronectes platessa (European plaice)
Lineage: Eukaryota; Metazoa; Chordata; Actinopteri; Pleuronectiformes; Pleuronectidae
Product: putative nuclease HARBI1
Exons: 4
Coding region: 1636-2661 (341 amino acids)
Source: RefSeq, a predicted model, not a curated record
UGGAUAUACAAAACAAUGAUAUUUUCCAGCUUCAUGACUUCAUGUACAAUGCAACUUUAAGGUUUAUAUUAUUCCUCUCAACGAAAGCAUUAUUUACUGAAUUCAAAGAAAAUACAGCUUUCUAAUCUGUUACUGUCAGUUUUUGAUCCAAACAUUUUUAAUGGCAUAUUCCUGCCAAAAACAACUGACCUGACUAUACUUAGUCAAUGACAUAUAUGUGCGAGGGUUCAAAUUAAACAUACAAAGACACACAACCUGGGUUAGGACUACAGUUCACAGAGAAGAUUAUUCAAAAUAUCAGCAGCAACGAAAACCAUAGGGCAAAGGACAAGUUAUUGAUAAUAAAAGUCAAUCUAAAUCAAUGCUUUCUCCAAGGAAAUCCUGGCUUAUCCUUUACAGAUCCAGAUCGUUUCUUAAUUUCAUGCCGAUGUUCUUCAUAUGCCAGGUAACAACAAGCUAUGUGUGAUAUUGAUGACACUUAAAAUCGAUCAAUCAAUCACAAUAUGGCCUAUUCCAAGAUCAUUAUCAAUACAGAUAUCUGACGCAGAAUCUGGCAUAUUGCUCAAACAGCCCUAUUAUGUUCUAAAGCUGCGCUUAAGAUGUUAAUUUCUUAAUUUUUCUCUGAUAUUUUGACAAACAUGUAUUACAAGGAAACAAAAUGUUCCUCACUGACUAAAUUCUAAAAAAAAAAAAAUUAUUAAACUCUUUAGAAACUACAAUCAUGCCAACAAAGUUAUCAAACUAGAUACCUUUUACCAUGGUCUGCCAUGUAUUUGCUAAAUAAACAAGGCCUCAGCGAUGAAGGCAGAAAGAAUAGUUGAGUAGAGGAAUGACCCAAAUAACCAGCUACAUGUAAUUAUAUAGAAUAGUCACGGUAUGUGUUUUUGUUGUCCUAUUUGUUGCCCUUAAUGCUUAGAACUGCAAUAAGCACUCUUACAUUGGCAGCAACAGCUUUACUCAUUAACAUUAGGUCCAGUUGUAAAUAACUAACUUUGAGUGGUCAUCAAGAUUACAAAAGCGCUAUUAUAAAUACCGAGCAAAUAUCAAGAGUUUCUAUUGUUUAAAUUCAAAGUCAAAGUCAAAAUCAAAUUUGGUCUUUGUGAACAGAAAUAGACAUUUAUUUGCACAUAAAAUUGUAAAAAACGAGAGGUCAUUCGAGAUGAAUGUGCAGAUGAAUUCCAAUGUCAGUUGUGAACUGACAUACUUAGAACUGUUCAUUUGUCAAAGCAUAUAGCAUUACAUAAGUGUUCUACUUGACCUCUGUGGUCCCUCAAGAAUAUCAGACACAUCCACCUGUAACCUAAAACAUCGCAGAUUAUUGCCAGCCACAACAUCCUAAUUCUGCAUUCUUAGAUCAACCCCAAUGAGAACAGAACAAAGAUAACAAUAAUAAUGAUCAAUUCCAGGGGCCCGUUUCACAAAGCAGGUUUAGUGAAAACUCUGAGUUAGUUAACCCUGAGAUGAGGGAAACUCUGGUUUUUCAGUUUCACAAAGCCAGUUCAGCUUUACUCUGAGUCAGUUACCCUGGCAACAUACUCCGUGAACCUAACCUGCUCGCUGGCAGGUUUUCUUCAACUAACCCCGAGUUUCUCCUGCUCUUAAGUUGAAGCCUGCAGACUGAAGGCAGUGGCAGACAUGGCGUGUCCUUUUAUUGAAGAGCCAGUUGAUGUCGAGGCGCAGAUACUCCGCAGACAUCUCCACCGGGAGAGGAUUAUUAGACCCCGAUUGGAUGUUUUAUCAUUCCCUGAUGAGUAUCUGUUUGAGCGUUUCCGUUUCUCUGCAUCAUCUAUAAUUUAUAUAAACGAUAUUCUCAGCCCUCACAUCGCUCACAUGACGCAUCGUGGACAUGCUCUCAGUUCCGAGCAAAUUCUUUGUAUUGCACUUCGUUUUUUUGCCAACGGCAGUUUUUUGUACAACGUCGGUGAUGCAGAGCAUGUGUCCAAGGCAACUGUCUGUCGGGCUGUCCGAAAUGUGACACUUGCACUGAAACGGCUACUAUGCACGUUUGUAGUGUUCCCAAGUCACAGACCCACCAGACUUCUCAAAGAAGAGUUCCACAGAAUUGCAGGGUUUCCAGGUGUGAUUGGCUGCAUAGAUGGCACUCACAUUCCUAUCAUCGCUCCUUCAAUAAAUGAAGGAGAUUAUGUGAAUAGGAAAUCUGUCCACAGCAUUAAUGUGCAGAUCAUAUGUGAUGGAGCCCACAUGAUUAACAAUGUGGAAGCGAAGUGGCCUGGGUCUGUGCAUGACUCACGAAUGUUUCGUGAGUCGACACUGAGUGCCAGAUUUGCCGGUGAGUUCGAUGGUUACCUACUCGGAGACAGAGGGUACCCCUGCCAGCGCUAUCUGCUGACCCCUUACCCUGACCCUGAGCCUGGCCCACAGCGACACUACAACUUGGCUCACUGCAGGACACGAGCCAGAGUGGAGAUGACCAUCGGGAUACUCAAGGCCCGGUUCCAGUGCCUUCGUAGGCUCAGGGUCACCCCAGAGAGAGCUUGUGACAUUAUAGUGGCAUGUGUGGUUCUCCACAACAUUGCCACUAUUAGAGGAGAACAAUGUCCUACUCUUUCCCCCUGUGAUCCAGGUAUUAAUCAUACCCCCCCUGCUGAUACACGAGAUGGAAGAGCUGUUAGAGACAUGAUAUGUGUCAAUCAUUUCUAACUGACCCAUCACCUCCCCAAUGUUCAAGAACGACAAUAUGCAUCUCAUUUUAUGAGGUCUUCUUUAUUUCCUAGAAGGACAAAUUUUGUACAGUUGUUAAUCCUUUGUUGUUGAAACAAUUAAAAAACAUCCACCUGUGGGCACGUCACCCACCUUUAA